AUGUUCCCCUGGGGCAGCAACUCCCUGCCCACCCACCACCGUCAAGGUCCAACCUCCCCCUCCACUGCCGCCUACCACCAAAUGCCGCAGAUGCGCCAACCCAUAUCGCGCUCACAGGCACGACCACAAAACUACCAGACUUCUCCUACAUCGCAUAACCUAUCAACCCUCACGUCAGGCCCACAUUCCGUGUCAGUGGUAGUAACGAACAGACCGUUGACGACACCGACCAACGCAUCGAAAAGCGCAGACGGGCAAGCGGACGAGGGACCAAACGGGAGCAAUAUCACCCCCCAACGAAGCGUGGGAGGCGUCGUCUCCGAACGAGACCUGUUUUUCGUGCCGAUGGCCGGUAGUGGCUCGAACACCACUUCAAACCCGGGGAGUAGUGGGUAUUUCAUGUCCGGAACCGGGAACACCAAAGCCCGAGGAACGAAACGCACCCGCGUAAGCGACAUGGACAUGGGCAUAAACAUGGCUAUGAACGGCGACGCCGACGAUGGCGAAGCCGACAUCGACGGCGGUAACGGCGAUACGCCGCGCAAACACGGCAAGCGGCUAACAACACGCGAAGAAGUCUCCCUGUUCGAGAUCUGCAACCGCCACGCCGAGAACUUCGGCCACCGCAGCAACCUGUGCAACUGGUGGAAGACCGUUACAGCGGAGUUCACGCGCGCCCACGGGCAUCCGUACUCGUGGCACUCUGUGCGGCGCAAGGUCGAGCUGGUCUCGAAGCAGCGCCUUAAGUUUCUGGACGAUCAGCGCGCUCGCGGGGGCGCGGCGACGGUGACCGAGGACCUCUCGAAUCCACAGUGGCGCGCUGCGAUUGAUGCGUGGAUUCCUACCUGGCAGCGCUGGGAGGAGGCCGAGGCGCGGCGGAUUGAGAAACGCGAUUCGAGGAGUAGUCGCAAGCGGAUGGACAAGGAUGUUCACCAUCAUCAUCACCAGCAUCACCAGCAGCAGCACGCUUGGGAUCCGUGGGCUGCGGCGGGGGCUACGGAGAUUGACGGGAACCCGUCUACGUCCUCGCCGAGUGAGUUGCCGACAACGGAUGCCUCGCUUCCUGUUGCUGCGGGUUCAGCGUCUUCUUCUGCGAGCGAUGCUCCCCUUCUCCCCGCCGACGCCGUUGUUCCUGUUCCAGCUGCAGCUUCACACCCGCUCCUACCACCAUCUUCCACACAGGUCUCUACGGUGAAACUCCCCCCAGGCUUCGAAACAAUGUUCUCCAACAUGCCAUCGACCCAGUCCCCCGCUCCAUUCACAACCACUUCACCCAUGCAACCCGAUAAUCGCAUGGUCGCAUCUCUCUUCCAAGCACUAGACAAGCUAAACAAACAUCUCGACGCCGCGUCCAUGACCGCCGACGGCGCAGGACGCCGUCCUUCCUCGUCAUCCGUCAUUUCGGCGCUGGUAUCCGCCUCCGAAGCCGCAGUUCAGAACUCCGCAUCGACUGCCCAACGCACGUCUCUGCAACAUGCCUCGUCGAUUGACGUCGAAGCCGUUAAGACGGAACUGCGGCAGGAGAUGCAGGCUGAGUUGCGCAUCGCGAUGGAACGGAAUGCUGCCAUAGAGGAGAAGCUGGAUUCAUUGCAGCGGACGCAGGAGGUUAUUCUUAAUAUGCUGAGACAGGAUGAUGCUUGA
Messenger RNA from Penicillium lagena, 1641 nucleotides. RefSeq lists its product as uncharacterized. NCBI's taxonomy places the organism in Eukaryota, Fungi, Ascomycota, Eurotiomycetes, Eurotiales, Aspergillaceae. The record is from RefSeq and is a predicted model, not a curated record. The coding region runs from base 1 to 1641 and encodes 546 amino acids. The transcript has a single exon.